This is a messenger RNA of Truncatella angustata, 1271 nucleotides long. RefSeq lists its product as uncharacterized. Gene Ontology annotation, molecular function: nucleic acid binding. Bases 79 to 1074 code for a protein of 331 amino acids. The record is from RefSeq and is a predicted model, not a curated record. The transcript has a single exon. Lineage: Eukaryota; Fungi; Ascomycota; Sordariomycetes; Amphisphaeriales; Sporocadaceae. Gene Ontology annotation, cellular component: kinetochore.
AUCAUCUCACUCUUCGCCCAUCUUUUAAUUAUAGAGUGCAACCACUCUGAAGACACCAGAUACGCCCACGCCAGCAGAAUGGCAGAUUCGUCGGAAGAGGAGGACUACAUGUCCAUGGCGAUCCCGGACUCGGACCCCACUUCUGCCAUCCCCGAGACCUCGCUGCAGCGGCGCCAACGCCUCAAGCGCGAGGGCGAGAUCAAGGGUCGUCCCAAAUCCAAAGAAGAAUUGGCGGAGGAUGCGAAAGCUGCGCGUGAGGACGCGUUGUCCAAGUCUCUGCUGGAGGAUGAUCCGUACUCUGGCGCGGCCAAGAAGUCAAAAGGUUUGUCGAUGAUGAAGAAGAUGGGGUUUGCUGGCGGCGCGCUCGGCGCGAAGGAUAAUGAAGGUGCGAAGACGGAACCGAUCAGACUGAACCUUAAGGAUGAUCGUGGCGGUAUUGGACUUGACGCCGAGAGGAAAAGGGCGCUCAACGAGGCUGCGGAGCGGGAAGGCGUGAAUAAGAAGCCCAAGGUCGUGGACGAGGGCGAGUUCAGAGAACGGAAUCGGAGAGAGAGGGAGAUUAAGCGCUGGGAAGGUCAGGUCUACGGUGCACAGAAGGUGUGCGAGCGCAUGGACGAAGAGCGGGACGCAGAGUUGAAGACUCAGGGUGGGAAGCUAAACGGAGAGGAAGAGGUUGACGGCAAGAAGAGAACGCUGUCUACGAGGCCGCUAAAAAGCAUUAAUCUGCUGUGGCGCGGUUUGGUAAGACAGAGAGAAGAAGCAGAUCGUGAGCGACGUAUGCGAUAUGAUCUGGAACAAAGUUUGUCACGGCUGCCGACAUAUGAGGACGAUAACGAAGACGCCGAUGAUGUCGAAGCACUAGGAAGAAGCAAGACGGCUUACGUGCCGGUAGAGGAUCUCGAGGAGGAAGACCCCGAGCUAGACGAAUUCAACGCCAUGGAACCCGACCAGAAGCUGCACAGGCUUGUGGAGUAUCUAAGAAAGGAAUAUCAAUAUUGCUUCUGGUGCAAGUGCUCCUAUCCAAGCGAAGAUAUGGAAGGGUGCCCAGGCACAACAGAGGACGAUCAUGAUUGAUCAUAUUGAUCAACACAUCCAUCAACGAAGCUAAGCAAAAACAAUGCUAGCAAUGUACAAAUAUUCCUCUACAGGUCAUCAGCAGCAUCGAAGCUUAGACUCGUGCUUUAUUCGUACAAGAAGCCUUUACCAUCCAUUUCUCAUUAUACAGAGUCUUAACGCUAAUUACAUAUCUAUAUCUGUGAGGAAUUGGCGGG